AUGGAGCCUGCCGAGGAACCUGGUCAGAUUAGCAAAGAUAAUUUUUUAGAAGUUCCUAAUGUGUCUGAUUCUGUGUGUGAAGAUGAGGAAGUUAAAGCGACCUUCAAGCCUGGCUUCUCCCCUCAGCCAAGCAGACGAGGGUCGGGAUCUUCCGAAGACACUUACCUGGACACCCCAACUUCAGCGUCCCGGAGGGUUUCUUUUGCUGACAGCCUUGGAUUCAAUCUUGUGUCCAUUAAAGAAUUUGAUUGCUGGGAAUUACCAAGUGUUUCAACUGAUUUUGGCUUAAGUAGGGAUAUCUUCCACACAGAAGAAUACAUUUUGUCUCCACUGUUUGACUUACCCUCUUCAAAAGAAGAACUUAUGGAACAGCUUCAAGUGCAGAAAGCAAUGCUGGAGUCGACUGAAUACCUCCCUGGGUCGACAAGUGUGAAGGGCAUUAUUCGAGUUCUGAAUAUUUCUUUUGAGAAGUUAGUAUAUGUGCGCAUGUCCUUGGAUGCCUGGCAGACUCAUUAUGACAUUUUAGCAGAAUAUGUUCCUAAUUCUUGUGAUGGUAAAACUGACCAGUUCUCUUUUAAGAUUUCAUUGGUUCCGCCUUAUCAAAAAGAUGGCAGUAAAGUUGAGUUUUGUAUACGAUAUGAGACUUCUGUGGGUACAUUUUGGUCAAAUAAUAAUGGCACCAAUUAUGUACUGGUUUGUCAAAAGAAAAAGAAAGAGCCAGAGCCUGUAAAACCAUUGGAAGAAGCUCCCAAUAGACAAAUAAAAGGCUGCUUAAAGGUAAAAUCAAGCAGUAAAGAAGAAUCAUCGCUAACAUCUGAAGAAAAUAAGCUUGAGACAUUCAAGUUCACAGAUGCCUAUGUCCCAACAAUCAUUUGUUCUCAUGAGGAUAAGGAUGACUUGGGAGCCAGUCAUCAAAAUGUAGAAGAUAUCAACAGGGAGCAUGACGGACAUAAUGAAAAAGAAUUAGAUUUGAUGAUACACCCACCGCUAAUAAUUUCUCGGGAUGAGAAGAAUACAUUUUCAACAGAUUCAGUCAAUUGGACAAAUAAAGCUGAGGGGUCAGAGAAGAAGCAAGAAUAUCAUGAAAUUCAUACUGGCUUGUUCAGAAGGCAAUUGUCUCCGAGUUUGCCAGAAGAAAUCUCCUUAAAGAAAGAUUCCUACCAUAGCAGAAACUAUUCUCCAGGAAAUGAAUAUGGCCAUCCACCUUCAGAGGAGAUUAUGUCACAUGCGGGAGAAAUGGAGCAAUUACUGGGAGAUUCUAGUGCUGAUGAAUUAAUGCAACAGAACCUCUGCAGCCAAGAAGUCCUAGAUGAUAAUGCCAACCCUGCCCAUGGAAGUGACAAAGUGCAAAUAGCAUGCUCAUCCUAUGACCACCUAAUGACAGAUGGUCUUAACAAGAACAAUGAGACUGGAGUCAAGAAGACUGGAAUAAAAGAUCACAAAUAUUCAAGAAGUGAUUUCUAUUUAGAGGCAUCCACAAACCUGGAAGAAUCAAAUGCAUCUCCCAAAGAUGACUAUACCAAGGGCAAUGAUGAAGAGGAAGAAAACACAUGCUUAGGUGUUAAUGAAAAUCAAAGAAAGAAUUUUCAAUCGGUAUUCCACAACCAAGAGAGACAAAUGGGGCACCCAGAAAUAAGCAUUGAAGGAACAAAAGCUAGUAAUGAAGACUUGACCACUCUACUAAGCAAAGACACUACAACUACUACCUGGAGAGCAAGAGUAGAUCUCUCUCCUUCAACAAAGACAAAAGUGAAUUGGAGAGAAACUGGCAAGGGUACAACUUUAGAACCAAUAGCUACUCAUCUUGGUUCACCAAGAAAUGGUAAUGUUCUGACAGGCAGUUAUCUUUUACAAGCUGCAAGGGAAAAAUCAGAUCCUAGUAAUCCUGAAGAUCAGAAUAUGAAUACGCAGUAUAAAAAAAAUUGGAAUGUUCUGGAAAGUCAGCCAGAAACAAGAGGGAUUGAAACAAACACAGCCAAGCAGAUCAAAGAACAAGCAGAGUGUAAAGACAUGUGGGAAAAAAGAGAUAACAAGAGAAGUCUGAAAGCUACUCCUACAGAACCGUUGUUUACCUGCCAAGAGACAGAAUGCUAUGAACUGUCUUCUCUAGCUGAUCAUGGUAUUACUGAGAAAGCACAAGCAGUUACAGCUUAUAUAAUUAAGACAACAUUAGAAAGGACUCCAGAAAGCAUGUCUGCUAGAGGAAACACAAUAAUUGCUAAGCUACCCCAAGAGACAGCAAGAAGUGACAGGCCCAUCGAGGUAAAAGAAACAGCGUUUGAUCCACAUGAAGGGAGGAAGGAUGACUCACAUUAUACCCUUUGUCAUGGAGAUACAGCAGGUGUAAUUCAUGACAAUGAUUUUGAAAGGGAGUCACAUUUAGCUGUUUGUGAUGUGCACGUAGAGGAAAUGGAGAAGGAGGCAACCACAUCUACAUGCUAUCCUAGGAAGACACAUGACAAGGAGAAAUGUGGAAUUGGAAUUGUAACAUCUACAGACAAAUCUUCAGAGGUCAUUACAGGCAAUCAUAAAGCUACGUCAAAGCUGGAUUUACAUUUGGGAGUGUUACCAACAGACAAAGCAAUAUUCCCAGAAAAUAAAGAUCAUGAGCUGCUUGAAGAAUUAUCGAGGAGAACAGACUUUGAUGCUGUUCAUCCUGAAUUUAACUCAGAUGCUUCCAGCACAUCUCAGGGCAGCCCUCAAGUUUACAGAUGCCAAUCUAAAAAUUCAGAACCCACUUCUGGAUGGCUAUUUGCUGAAGACAAUGCAGGUACUAGCACAACACUCCGGUCUAUUCUUACCAAAUCAGAAUAUACUUGCUGCCCAGAAAGUGAGACCCUGGGCCAUGCCAUGUCCAAACCUGAUGAUGUUUCCAAAACUUUGGAAAUAACGGAAUCAGGCAAUGGAAGAGAAAGACCUGUGGGUCCGAUUCUCCAACAAAAGGAAGGUAAAAGUAUGCAAAAAUCGCAAGGCCCAAUUAUUUUAGUCAGUGAACCUCUUGAGAAUCUGGAGGAGGCAAAGUCUGACAUUGAAGGACUGAUUCAUUUUGAACAGUCACAACGCUAUUUGGAUGACACAGGAUCAGAGAGCCCCCCUUCUGCUACUCUCCCUCCCCAGGAAGCCCAAGCUCAGGGCAGGGAGUCUCUGCUUUCCACAUAUGUCAAUUCUAAACUACCCUAUUUCCUUUUGUUUCUGAUCUUUCUUGCAACUAUCUACUACUAUGACUUAAUGGUAGGCUUGGCAUUCUACCUUUUUUCCCUGUAUUGGUUAUACUGGGAAGGGGGGAGGCACAAAGAGUCUGUCAAAAAGAAGUGA
Cricetulus griseus (Chinese hamster) is the source of this 3315-nucleotide messenger RNA. NCBI's taxonomy places the organism in Eukaryota, Metazoa, Chordata, Mammalia, Rodentia, Cricetidae. The record is from RefSeq and is a predicted model, not a curated record.